This is a messenger RNA of Colius striatus (speckled mousebird), 3902 nucleotides long. It is a transcript of the gene UHRF2, whose product is annotated as ubiquitin like with PHD and ring finger domains 2. The transcript is spliced from 16 exons. The record is from RefSeq and is a predicted model, not a curated record. The coding region runs from base 426 to 2879 and encodes 817 amino acids. Lineage: Eukaryota; Metazoa; Chordata; Aves; Coliiformes; Coliidae. Gene Ontology annotation, biological process: negative regulation of gene expression via chromosomal CpG island methylation; protein ubiquitination. Gene Ontology annotation, molecular function: metal ion binding; ubiquitin protein ligase activity; protein binding.
ACCUCCAUGUGAGAGGAGCGGCGCCUGGUAAACACUCCCCGGGGUCGGGAGAUGGCUCCCGGCGGCGCCCGUUAGACCUGGCCGAGGCCGUUCCCGCCAUAUUCCGCCUCGCCUUGUUGUACCUCGGGGGGAGUCGUGGCGCGAGCGAUCGGGAAGCAGCGGGAGAUCGGCUCGAGUCUUCUUCCCUGCGCCCCUCUUUGAGCGGGGACGGCGGCCCGGCGGGCGGGAGGCUUGCGGCUGUUACGCGGGAUUUGAAAAUCCUGCCCCACUGAGCUGAACAAAGAGCGGGGGAAGCGCCCGGCCCCCUCCCCUUCUCCCUCGCACGUCGCAGACGCGCACCCGGGCAGCGGACCCCUUUACCACCUCCUGACCCAGACCUCCCUCCCUUCUCUGCGGCCGGCUGAGCGAGUGGGAGGGCGCGCACCAUGUGGAUCCAGGUCCGCACGAUAGACGGCACCGAGACUCAGACCAUCGACGACCUGAGCCGCCUCACUAAGAUCGAAUGCCUGCGGGAGAAGAUCCAGGAGACCUUCCGCGUGAGCCCCGACCGCCAGCGCCUCUUCUACCGGGGCAAGCAGCUAGAAGAUGGACACACUUUAUUUGACUACAAUGUUGGACUAAAUGACAUAGUUCAGCUUUUGAUACGUUCUGAAUCUGAAACUCCUACCGCCGCUUCUGUGACAGAUCAGGAUGGAGAAGUCAAUCCCUGUGCCAUUUCCAACUGCAAGAACAAAGUGAAAAAAACAAAUACUGCAUCACCCAGUCAACCAUCUACAUCAUCUUGUUCAUUUCUCAUUGAUCCUGGCAUUGGAUUGUACAAGAUAAAUGAAUUGGUGGAUGCCCGUGAUGUCAGCAUUGGAGCCUGGUUUGAAGCUCAUAUAGAAAAUGUUACCCGAGCAACAAAGGGACAUAAGAACGGUAAAACUCAAGGAAAGAGUGGUAACGCUUACAGACGGACUAACGGAAACUUAAGUCAAGAUCAUUCUAGAGAAAAUGCAAAUUAUUUGGACAGUACACCAUCCACAUCUUAUUCAGACUGUAUGGACACUGAUGAAGAAGCUAUUUAUCAUAUCAAGUAUGAUGAGUACCCAGAGAAUGGCAUAGUAGAAAUGGACACCAGUAAUCUUCGACCCCGAGCAAGAACCAUUCUGAAGUGGAGUGAACUGAAAGUGGGUGAUGUGGUGAUGGUUAACUACAAUGUUGAGACUCCAGAAGAAAGAGGAUUUUGGUUUGAUGCAGAAAUUACCUCUUUGAGAGAAAUCUCAAGGACUAACAAAGAGGUUCAUGCUAAAAUUCUUCUGGGAGGCCCAGAAGACACAAUAAAUGAUUGUAAAAUCCUUUUUAUAGAGGAAAUGUACAAGAUUGAAAAGCCAGGAGCCUAUCCAUUGACAUUUGGAGAUGGAGAUUUCAAAAGAAAAAGUGGCCCUGAAUGCAAACACUGUAGGGCUGAUCCUGAAAAGGAGUGCCGUUUUUGUUCGUGUUAUUUGUGUGGUGGAAAACAGGAUGCUCACAUGCAGCUCCUGUGUGAUGAAUGUAAUAUGGCUUAUCAUAUAUACUGCCUGAACCCUCCCUUAAGCAAGAUACCAGAAGAUGAGGACUGGUAUUGUCCUUCCUGCAAAAAUGAUUCUAAUGAAGUUGUAAAGGCUGGAGAAAAGCUCAAACAGAGUAAAAAGAAAGCAAAGAUGCCAUCUGCCAGUACUGAAAGCCAGAGAGACUGGGGCAAGGGCAUGGCCUGUGUUGGUCGCACUAAGGAAUGCACUAUUGUUCCUUCAAAUCAUUAUGGACCUAUACCUGGUGUUCCUGUUGGGACAACCUGGAAAUUCAGGGUUCAGGUGAGCGAAGCAGGUGUUCACAGACCACACGUGGGUGGAAUCCAUGGACGCAGCAAUGACGGAGCUUAUUCACUUGUAUUAGCUGGAGGAUUUGAAGAUGAAGUGGACCGAGGAGAUGAAUUCACUUACACUGGCAGUGGAGGUAGAGAUCUUUCUGGCAAUAAAAGAAUUGGAGAACAUUCAUUUGAUCAGACAUUAACACACAUGAAUAGGGCAUUGGCCCUUAACUGUGAUGCCCCACUGGAUGACAAAAAUGGAGCAGAGUCUAAGAAUUGGAGAGCUGGUAAGCCAGUAAGAGUAGUGCGCAGUUCAAAAGGAAGGCGAAUCAGCAAAUAUGCCCCAGAGGAAGGCAACAGAUAUGAUGGCAUUUACAAGGUGGUGAAAUAUUGGCCAGAAAUUGGAAAAUGUGGGUUUUUAGUUUGGCGCUAUCUUUUGAGGAGAGAUGACAUUGAGCCUGCACCUUGGACUUCAGAAGGAAUGGAGCGGUCAAAGAAACUGGGUCUGAGUGUACAGUAUCCAGAAGGUUAUUUGGAAGCCAUGGCUAGUAAGGAGAAGAAAGAUAAGGUUAAAAAGCAAACUGUGAAACAGGAGCCAACCAGCCAGAGUAAUGGAAACCAGAAAAGGACAAUUGAUGAUGCAGGUAUAGAGGAACCUAGGAAUACACCCAAAGCUAUGAGGAUGGGAGAUGGAGGAAAAGGAGAGGCUUUCCAGCUGACACAACAGCAGCAGUGGCUGAUUAGAGAAGACUGUAUGAACCAGAAACUGUGGGAUGAAGUACUUGCUUCUCUCAAGGAAGGACCAAAUUUUCUGAAGAAACUGGAACAAUCCUUUAUGUGUGUCUGCUGCCAGGAGCUGGUUUACCAGCCAGUGACAACAGAGUGCCUCCACAACGUCUGUAAAAGUUGUUUACAGCGCUCCUUCAGAGCUGAAGUCUUCACCUGCCCUGCCUGCCGCCAUGACCUGGGGAAGGGCUACACCAUGGUUCCCAACAAGAUACUGCAGACGCUGCUGGACCAGUUCUUCCCUGGUUACAGUAAAGGACGAUGAUGUGCUCAGAUCCUUCCGAACUUCUCCCAGUGACUUUAUAGACAGUGAAGGAGAAUAAACGUAGGAAAUUCAACAGUGGACCAGACAGCUUGAUGGGACUCAAUAUAUUGUCACGUUGUGAAGCAGCAACCCUCUUCCCUUCAUAGCCAUCUUUUUGGUGUAGCAAGAACUCUAACUCUCAGCUGUCUUUUAACAUCAAGGGUAGUUUUGGCCAGUAAACAGAUAGUUUUUUUAAAAAAAAGGAAAAAAAAAAAAGAGAAAGGCCUCAGCUCCUACUGGCCCAGCUGAUGCUUAAUUUUUGAUUUUUCUUGUUUGUUUGUUUUGUAACUACCUCAGGACAGAGGAAAAUAAAUUUUGGGGAUGAUAAAAAGUUAGUGAAGUUUUAGCUACACACUGCCUCCUGAAUAUUAGUUGUGCCUGGUCCAUGUGGUUUGAUUUACAAAAAUAAAAAACCCAAACCAAACCAAAACCCCACCAAAAAAAAAAAAAAAAAAACAGCAAAAAACCCCAGAAACAGCACUUAAGCCAGAUGGAUUAAAGAACAGCAAAUUCUGUGGUGUGCAUAAUCCUUUUUUGUCUUUUUCUUCUAUUAUGCUGUAUUUUUUUGCAAGAACAGGCUGAUUUUUAGUCUAUUUUUGUGAGCUUCAUUGUGCUUUUCUUGUAUCUUAUGCAAGUUGACUACUAAUGACUAAUGAGAACAAUAUGAAUGCAUUGUUGCUGCAUUAGUGUAAAGUGAUCUGUGUUUUUUGCACUUAAAGAGGGUAUUCAAGACACUCUAGUUGUGUAAAAAAAUAUUCCAUAUAAAAAAGCCACUUCUGUAUUAGUUAAACUGUAUGCUUUUAGUAGGUCUCGUAUCAGUGGCAAUACAACUACACAGCAUUGAAGGCAGUGCUAGCUUGGAGAGGGUUCAAAUUGCUUCAUAUUGUGAUCUGAAAUUUUAUAUACAAUAUAUCCCCCUCCCCCAAAUAUACCUUAUUAAAUAUUUUAUGAUUCAGAAAAAUUGCUAAUUUUGUUUUUACUAUU